Messenger RNA from Beta vulgaris subsp. vulgaris (sugar beet), 522 nucleotides. RefSeq lists its product as uncharacterized. The transcript is spliced from 2 exons. The record is from RefSeq and is a predicted model, not a curated record. NCBI's taxonomy places the organism in Eukaryota, Viridiplantae, Streptophyta, Magnoliopsida, Caryophyllales, Amaranthaceae. The coding region runs from base 1 to 522 and encodes 173 amino acids.
AUGGGUGACGCAAACAAUACCGGUCACGUCCUUGGCAAGGCGAAUGACUACAUCAGAGGAGAAGAGUUCGACAAAGCAGUAGGCAACCGUAAAUCUGAUAAGAAGGAUGAUAAGCAGAAAAAAGAAAAGGGCUGCGAGAGUGACCGUAGCCGAGAUCAAAGAAGAGAAGAAUCGAAUAUGGUCAAAAUAGGGAAUGACCGAGAAAGAGAAAAUGAGAGGUAUGACCGCGAUCGUAGGGACCGCGAGAAAAGCAACCGAGAAGGGGGUGAACGCAAGGAGAGAUUUGAUGCGUACACUCAACUCACCACCUCAAGGAGUCAUAUUUUUCUAAUGAACAAAGAUAGUGACAAAUGGCAGCGUCGAAAGCAGAUGUUCCAUAAGAACCGUGAUAAGAGUAAGUGGUGUGAUUUUCAUGGGGAUCACGACCAUCUGACUGAAGAUUAUCGGCAUCUAAAAGACAAUUUGGAGGAUUUGAUAAGAAGAGGCUACUUCAGCCAAAUCAAAGCUCAGACUAGAGAAUGA